GUCUAUUUUCUCACACAGCAGUGUACGCUGCGAGCUAUUUUAACCACACACCGCGUCACCAGUUGAUUCAUUUACCUUAGAAGUGAUGAGCAGCAUUGGCCACGUCCACAUGCCCAGAGCGCAGCACCAAAGUUUGUGCGUAAAGGAGGCGGCGCGGUGCGCGCGUCGUGGGGAGCCAUGACUCAUUUCACAGUCACUCUCCUCUGAGAAAUACUGAUGUCCCGAGCAUCGCUCGAUUUAUAUGCGUGUGUGAAAACACAAAAGUGCACUUGACUCGCUGAACUUGAGCUCUGCCGUUUUCAAAGCAAUCACAGAGGACGGAGAGACACGCGAGGACGCGCGUCCCCUUCUGCUCCAAACAUCGGAGCAUCGGAGUUCUUCCAUGCAUACCGUGAAACUGAGCUAUUUUCCAAAAAGGGAGAUCAUUAAAAGUUCAUCUAGGAGAGACGCAAAAUUUCAUUACAUUCUCUGGCAGAUGGAUGCCUCAGUGGAAAUGCUUCAAUGUCCUUGUAUCACGGCCAACGCAGUACCGGUUUCGACCAUUUCUCGGACCGCUGGAGAGAAUCCAAUAUUAAGGUACGAACUAAACUGAGGCCAUCACCGGAUACCACAUAGCAGAAGUAUUCUUCUUGAACAGUAUCUUGAGCAGAUGGUUCCCCUAAAAGACAACAUGACCCCUGAAUCUUUUGCUGACAACUGCACCAACUGCAGCCAGGUUCUCAUCCCAGAGCUGAAUGUUAUGAAGGCUGUAGCGUUGGGCAUUGUGUUGGCAGUCUUCAUUGUUUUUGGAGUUCUGGGCAACAUCUUGGUUAUCCUCUCUGUGGUUUGCCAUCGUAAUCUACGCACGGUUACCCAUUACUUCAUUGUGAAUUUGGCAGUAGCAGACCUCUUGCUAAGUUUGACGGUUCUUCCAUUCUCUGCCAUCUUCGAGAUGCUGGGCCGUUGGGUCUUCGGUCGGCCCUUCUGUGACGUAUGGGCGGCCAUGGAUGUUCUUUGCUGCACGGCAUCUAUCAUGAGCCUGUGUGUGAUUUCGGUGGACCGAUGCAUCGGUGUUAGUUAUCCUCUGCAGUACCCUUCGAUUAUGACGGAGCGGCGGGCGUUGCUGGCGUUGGUUGCGCUGUGGGCACUGUCCAUCACCAUUUCUAUCGGGCCUCUAUUUGGCUGGAAGGAACCAGCGCCGAAGGACGAGUCCAUAUGCAAGAUAACACAGGAACCAGGCUAUGCCAUCUUCUCAGCAUUUGGGUCUUUCUACCUCCCGCUGGUGGUCAUCCUGUCCAUGUACUGCCGUGUGUAUGUGGUGGCGAGGAGAGAGACGCGUGUACUGAUAAGUGGACAGAAAACUGAAAAAUCUGAUCUCGCCUCUGAGGUUGUAACCCUGAGGAUACAUCGUGGUAACAUCACGGCAUCUGAGGACGAGACGUUGCGAAACAGGACACACUUCGCUCUGCGUCUCCUCAAGUUCUCACGUGAAAAAAAGGCAGCUAAGACUCUGGGCAUCGUGGUUGGAUGCUUUGUCCUGUGCUGGCUUCCGUUCUUCUUGGUUCUUCCUAUUGGUUCCAUCUUCCCGAAAUACAAGCCUUCAGACACUGUAUUCAAGAUAACGUUUUGGCUCGGCUAUUUCAACAGCUGUAUCAACCCCAUCAUCUACCCCUGCUCCAGUCAGGAAUUCAAGAAAGCCUUUCUCAGCGUAUUGGGCGCACAUUGUCUCCGUAAGAGAUCCAUGCCCUCGCAUCCACUUUACCAGGGUCACAGCCCACGGCACGCCCAGUCACAACUUCUCGCCCUUGGGUUCACGAGCCGCGACAUCCCUUCCCGUCUGAGCCCCUCCUCUUCCAUCGCUCUGUCCCGCAGCCCAUCCUCGAGGGAUGGUCGGGACUGGCAGGCCCCUUCCCGAGCCUCAUCCGCGGGGACGACGGGGGUUAGCGGCGGGGUGAGCGUGGGAGCAAGGGUGGCAGGAAUGUGUGGUAAGAACCUGCUGAGGACUUGUUGUGCUGUGAGAACAGACUCCCCUCAGCCUGAAGUGCCCACGCACAACUCUCUUCCUGUCAUCAAAAUCCAUCAACUCUCGCUGUGUGAAGACGGAGAUGCGGUGUGAAUAAACUCGCCGGGGAAAUUACUCAAAAAAGAACUUGCGCUGCGUGCGAUGCCGUUUGCCACUUGAUGGAGUCUCAGAUUGGAUAAUACAAGCUGACAAUCUGUGUCUCUGCAGCUAUUGUGUUGAUGUUCAUUGAAAAAAUACUGUAGGUCACUCCAAAAAGAAACACUCAUUAUUUAAUCAAUCUCAUGUUGUUCCAAUCCAAUAUGCUGUUAUUUUCUAUACAACUACUGUUUAUACUGACUACAGGUGUCACGCUUAAAAUAAUACAACUGUGUUAUAAAGAAAGCACCUAAAAAGUAGGCCAUACAACUUGAAUCUUUAAAAUAUCUUUAUGGAGCAAAUGAAUUCCUUUCAGGAACCUUUAUUUUUAAAGGACUACUCCACUUUCAUGAAAAAAAUCCUGAUAAUUUACUCACCCCAAUGUCAUCCAAGAUGUUUAUGUCUGUCUUUGUUCAGUCGGGAAGAAAUUCAGUUGUUUAAGAAAAGCAUUUUAGGAUUUUUUUCCAUAUAGUGGACUUUAGUGGACUCAACGGUUUUAUAGUUUCAGUUCAGCUUCCAAGGUCUCUAAACGAUCUCAACCGAGGCAUAAGGGUCUUAUCUAAGCCCUGUGACGCGCUAGAACGACCUUUUUCAAUUCAAUUCAAUUUUAUUUAUAUAGCGCUUUUCACAAUUUGGUAAUUGUAUCAAAGCAGCUUUACAUUAAUAGAAGCAGUGAAAAGCACAGAAAAUCGACAGAUAGCACAACAUAAUACACGAUAGCACAAGCAGCUAAAUUUGCUGCGGCUAUAAAUCAACAUUAAAGCGAAUGUAUUACUAAUGUAACGUAUAGAAGUUAAGCCCAAGAAGGCUGCCUUACCGGGUUAAAAAAACCCCUAGGAGAAAACCCCCCGGACUUUUUAGCCGGGGAAGUAAAAAAAGUCCUAGGAGGGAAAAACCCUUGGGAGAUAAACUUACACAAAGACGUUAAUUUGUAAAAUUCCAAAUACAACAACAUCAGAACGCUCCUCUUUCUCCACACUUGUAAACACUGGAGCAGUAGCUUCUCAUACGUCAUGCAUGACCUUUCGACGUGCACUCUUAGAACGGAUGUGUUAAAAACAACACAUUAGUGUUGAUUCUGGGACAACACACUAAAUGCGCUGUCCCAAAAUCCACCCAUCUCUGUGUUAUUAUUGAAACAACACAUUUUGUGUUACUUUAACACAACUUAUGUUUUAUUUUUUAACACAAAAUCAACACAAAAUUACAUAAUGUUAUUAAACACAAAAAGAUAAACACAUUCUUUAUGUUAUAUGUAAGGUCACACUGGUGCAUCACACAGCUAGUGCAAGACCAAAAGUUAUAGUUAAAAAGUAAUUUUUUUGCAAAAAUGAUACUGUAGGGUUGUCCUGAUUCCGAUACUAGUAUCGGAAAUGCCGCGAUACCUCAAAAAAUUCUGGCAUUGGUAUCGGCAAGUACUUAAAGGAACAGUAUGUAAGAAAUGUAUAUCAAUUAAUCAUAAAAUGGCCCUGAUAUGUCACUAGACAUUAAGAAAUCAUUUUCAUUUCAAAUACUUAUAUCACUGACAACAGUGGUCUGGCCAGGAUAUUGAGUUGUAGCCCUCAACUGAUGUUUAUGUUGUCAUGUUGUGUAGUGGCCACCAGUUGUGUGAUUGCAGUACCAGUUUUAGCCACAAGUUUUGUGAUUGCAAUAACAGUUUUGGCCACAAUCCUACAUACUGUUCCUUUAAACAUGUGUAAAAUAUUUCUUAAACAAGACCUAGUUAUGCCGGCUACACUACAAAAUAUUCAUUCAAUUUAGUAAAUUUUUUAAGGUUAGUGGUCGCAAUCAAUUUAUUUAAGCUACAUUUAAUCAAAAGUUUUUUGUUUUUCAAAUUGUUUUGUUUAAAUGUAGCUUAAAUAAAUUGAUUGCGACCUCUUACCUUAAAAAAAAUGGAGUAAAUCGAAUUAAUAAUUUUGCUGAUGCUAACGCUGCAAAUCAGAACUCAUUUCUUCUUCGCUAGCCUUUUAUUUAACAAAAUUGUUUUUGGACUUUUAAGUUUUAAAGAGAAUCAGUUCUUAUUUAAUUCAUACAUAAUGUUUUAUAUUUCUAGAUUUUUUUUGAUGGACUGUUUUUUUAAAGUUAUAUUCUAAAACUAAAAUAACCUUUCAGUUUACAGUGUUAGAUUUGUGGCUGCAUUUCAAGUUCAUUUUCACUUGAAAAUAAAUAAUAUUACUGUCAACUGUAUUUCAGAUAAUCAAAAUACUCUAGCUCAUGUAUUUGUUCAUGUUUUAUUAAGGGAUAAAUCCGACACACACCGUAAAAUAAUUAUAUUAAUUCAUACAGGGCUAGUAGUAUAUAGAGCUGUAUAAACAGUCAGGUAUCGGAUCAGUACGGUAUCGGUCGAUACCCUGAGCUCAGGUAUCGGAAUUGGUAUUGGAAAGAGAAAAAGGGUAUUAAUCAACCCAAAGACAUCUCUAGAAAAUGACGAUUGUUUUGCUAAAUAAAACCCUUAUGCCUCGGUUGGUAUCGUUUAGAGCCCUUUGAAGCGGCACUGAAACUAUAAACUGUAAAGGGCCACUAAAAUCCUAAAAUGUUUUCCUCAAAAAACUUAAUUUCUUCUCAACUGAACAAAGAAAGACAUAUUGGAUGACAUGGAGGUGAGUAGAUUAUAAGAAAAUUAUAAACCUAGAAUAUACCUUUAAGAUCACCAGUUAUGCAGAACGGUGAAUGAAACUUACAGCAGAAGAAAAUAUUUUAAGAAAAAAGUACACUGAAAUAAGAGUGUAUUAAACGAAACGAGGGUCCGUAAAUACAGUCUGUUCUUUUGUGGGUGAACUAAUCAUAUAAAAGAAGGCAUUGCAGAAACACAAAAGCCUCAUGUUGUGUUUGCAAAUGAUCAACUGCAUUGUAAGUAUAAAUACCAGCAAUUAUUUUCAUUGACAGGCUUUAUUUCAGAUUUUCCUUUAAGGAAAUUAAAAACCAGAAACGUCUGAUGAAUGUUAAAAAAAGAAAAAUUAUAUUUUUGCCUUUUCUCUCUGGGUUCAGAUGAUAAGUUUACUUAAUUGUUCAAUUUUGUGAAAUUGCACUGUAGUAAUUGCUUUGGGUUGUUGUUUGCAUUGAAUAUGAUUCGGAAAGACUUUCUUUCUUUGAGAAAACUCAUUUGUUCUCGGUUUGAGUCUUACGCACAGCAACUCCUGCAUGUCAUGUUGUCAAUGUCGAAACAAUUUCACAUAGCGUGAACGACGAAAAAAAUUCACGAGUUUUACCGUGGGACCAACUUUUACAGUUCCUUGAAGAUGCACAAAUAUCCACGUUGUAUGGAUGGACAAUUUUAUAAUCCUAUAAUCAACGUGGGAUGAAGACCUCAAAGUGACCAACUUUAUUAUGUUGCCUAAAUGCCUUAUAAACAAAUGGCACUUCUGUUAUUGUGUUUUUUGUUUGUCACAAGAAAGGAAUUUGCGUGAUUCCAAUAUGUUUAAUAAAUCAUACUGCUUUGUUUUCGACUA
Molecule: messenger RNA, 5586 nt
Organism: Misgurnus anguillicaudatus (oriental weatherfish)
Lineage: Eukaryota; Metazoa; Chordata; Actinopteri; Cypriniformes; Cobitidae
Gene: adra1aa
Product: adrenoceptor alpha 1Aa
Biological process (GO): adenylate cyclase-activating adrenergic receptor signaling pathway; positive regulation of cytosolic calcium ion concentration; cell-cell signaling
Cellular component (GO): plasma membrane
Molecular function (GO): alpha1-adrenergic receptor activity
Source: RefSeq, a predicted model, not a curated record